GUUUUUUGCAGAUUUUGACGAAAAUCGGCAAUACAUCGUGAAGAAAAGCCUAUAAGAGAAACAGAUAGUAGAUAUUGCCAGCUUUGUAUAUGCUGGAAAACGAUAUCUGGAAAAGUUUGAGGAGAAUCGCAUUCUGAUGACCAUUAUUGUCGUUUGUAUUUUAACUUGUUCCGAUUUACGAUGUGUAUUUAAAAAAUAUAGCUAUGAGAUAAAUGGACAGACGAUUCCGUGCUUAUCACAACGGUUAUCACUCAUUUAUCUGUACAGCUUAUAUAACUUCAGGUUGUCCUCAACGUCUGUUCCACGUUAGAACAUACGCUGUCAUAGAGAGCGUACAAAGUUUACCUGUCGUAUUAUCAGUUGUUGGGACUAGCGCGCAGUAAAGUAGUUUACUACAAUGUUUUACAUCCGAGAUUCGAUAGCAGGAUUUACCCACUAAAACUAGUAUAUCGCAUUUUCCUCAAGAGGCGCUCUAACGACGUGUGUCCCAAUAUCGGAUGACAAACAGAUUUUGCUAAUUAUGCUUAAAAAAGAUCUAUUUCAAUGGGUGAUAGAUUUAUCUUUUCAAUUUAAAAAUGGAAUCUUGGUCACUUGGUUAGGUACUGAACCAACAGUAAGCAUUCGAAAACCCCAUCAAAUAGAGGUUAUCCUAAAAAGUCAAACUCUCACGCGAAAAUCCAACAUAUAUGAAUUUUUUGCAUAUUGGCUAGGAAAUGGUUUAUUAACGUCUUCUGGGGAUGUAUGGCAUCGCAACAGACGUUUAAUGACACCUGCCUUUCAUUUUUCAAUGCUUGAUCAGUUUAGUGAGAUUAUCACUGAAAAGGUUGAGCUUUUUAAUAAUUGCAUAAAAAUGGAAGUAGAUAAAAAUCCUGAAGCUCCAAUCAACAUAUUCCCUAUGGCAAUUAAAUUUACUUUAGAUACAACCUGUAAACCAGUAAUGGGCGUAGAUAUGGCGUAUAAUCCACAAAAAGCUGAUAAUGAUAACAUAGGUAAACGCAAACCCAAAGUUUUUUUGGAUCGUCUAAUGGAUUUAAGUGAAGCAGAUGAGAACCCGCUCUCUUUAGAGGAAAUCCGAGAACAAGUUGACACUUUCAUGUUUGGCGGUCACGAUACCACAGGAAUUACCAUCAGCUGGGUACUUUUCAGUCUUGGUAAUGCUCCCGAAGUUCAAAGAAAAGUUCAUGAAGAGCUGGAUAAUGUUAUUGGCAUAGGAAAUCAACCAGCUACUAAAGAGCAAUUAUCUCAGCUUAAAUACCUUGAUCGAGUGAUUAAAGAAACGCUUAGAAUUUAUCCUAGUGCACCUAUGGUUGGUCGUAUUUUAGAUCAUAAUACCGUGAUAGAUGGUCAUAUUAUUCCAAAAGGAGUCGUGGUGAACUUGCAAAUUUUACAUCUACAUCGCGAUCCAGAAAUUUGGGAUGCUCCAGAUAAGUUUAAUCCAGAUCGAUUUCUACCAGAAAGCAGUAAUGGAAGGCAUCCAUAUGCAUACGUUCCUUUUAGUGCCGGUCCAAGGAACUGUAUUGGGCAAAAGUUUGCUGGAUUAGUUUUAAAAAUUGCAUUAACUGCUAUUAUGAUAAAGUGGGAAGUAAAAAGUGCGUUAAAACCAUCAGAAAUAAAACUAAAUUCUCAAAUAGUGUUAACACCUGUCAAUAGAAACCUUGGUAUAUAUUUUAAACCAAGUAAUCAAAUCAUAACAAUUAAUAGUUAGUAAUGCAAUUAUUAAAAAUAUGGGCUGAAUAAUACAAAAAAAAUGUAAUCUUUUAUCAUUUGUAAUUUUUUUGCUUGCAUAAAAUUAAGAAAUUGAGAA
Nasonia vitripennis (jewel wasp) is the source of this 1804-nucleotide messenger RNA. Its product is annotated as cytochrome P450 4V2. The transcript is spliced from 10 exons. Bases 521 to 1705 code for a protein of 394 amino acids. The record is from RefSeq and is a predicted model, not a curated record. NCBI's taxonomy places the organism in Eukaryota, Metazoa, Arthropoda, Insecta, Hymenoptera, Pteromalidae. Gene Ontology annotation, molecular function: heme binding; oxidoreductase activity, acting on paired donors, with incorporation or reduction of molecular oxygen; monooxygenase activity.